AUGGCUAUUUCCUUACAAUGUAAAGUUGUUUAUGGUUUAAAAACUGAUGUAAUUUCAAAUGCACAUUAUAUUACGGAUGCAGAAAUUUUAUACCCUGUCGGAACUGUAAUAGCAGUUCAUAAUAUUCCGCAAUGUCGGCAAAGAUUGAUACGUUUAUCUGACAAACAACAAAUAAAUAUAAUUUCAGUUACACACGAUAAGAAAUAUGUUGCAACAUGUGAAGUUGGUGAAAAACCUACUAUAUCUAUUUAUGAUCUUCACACAUUAAAACGAAAGAAACUUCUUGGAAUACCAUAUGAUGCUCCUGAUGUAACAAAGUUUACUUGUAUAGGAUUUACUUUUGAUAAUAAGUAUCUAGCAGCAGUUACAGGAGAACCUGAUCAAACAAUGCUUUUUUAUAAUUGGGAAAAAGGAAAAGUAGAAUCCAGUUUAAAAGUAGGCACUCCACAGAAUCCGUUGGCUAUUGUAGAAGUAUUAGUUUGUAAUCCAUCUGAUGUAGGAAUACUUGCACUUGGAGGGCUACACACAUUUAAAUUUUUAACUCUUUCUGAUACUGUAUGGAGACCAUAUGGAUUUUCUAAAGCAGAUAAUAUACUUACAUGUUCUAUGACUUGGUUGAGUUCAGAUAGACUAUUGCUUGGAACUAAAGAUGGUAGAAUACUUUACUUAGAGAAUGGUGAUUUGAAAAACAUUUAUAAAAUGACUGAUACAGUACAGAUGAAUCUUAAAAUUCGUGAAGAAUAUGUCAUACAAGCUAGUAGUUCAUUAACAGCCAUGGAUUCAAAGCAAGAAAUUCCAUGGGAAAACAAUGUUCGCUGUUUAAUUUCAUUUCAAAGAGGAUUUGCAUAUGCAUUUGGUUCAAGAACAAUUAUAGUUUUUGAGAAAGAUGGUCCACAUAAAUAUGUAAAAAGAAAUAUUUAUAUAGUUCCAACUCAAGCAACUAAACAAGAAAAUAAAGAUUUAUAUCAAAUCAAUAAUAUAAAUCCUAACUUAAGUUCAGACCGUUUGAUAAUUACGACUGGUUGGCCCCAAUUAUUUUAUGCAAGAUUAUGGGGGCCAGAUCUAAAUGUAGAUCCAGAACCGCAAGAAUUAAAAAUUGUAGGUCAAACAUUGCAUUUUGGUCCCAUAAUUGAUCUUUCUAUGUGUGCAUGGAAAUCAAUUUUCAUGACUUGUGGAGAACUUGAUCAUAGUGUAAGAUUAUGGGAUUUUGAAACAGAGAGUUUAAUUUUACAUAAACAAUAUACAGAAGAUAUUUGUGGAAUUGCUUUGCAUCCUACAGGUCUUUUUUGCUUGAUAGGUUUCAGCGAUAAAUUACGUUUUAUGAGUAUAUUAAUAGACGAUUUAUUGCCUAUGGAGGAAUUUUCUAUAAGAUGUUGUAAGACUGUAAAAUUUAGUCACGGUGGUCAUUUAUUUGCUGCCGUUAACGGGAAUAUUGUACAAGUUUAUUCCACUAUUGAUUUUACUAAUCGAUUUGUCUUAAGAGGGCAUACUAAGAGAAUAAAGACUUUAUUAUGGUCGACAACAGAUACAAAACUAUUUACAUUAGGUGGAGAAAGUGUGAUUUAUCAGUGGGAUAUGAGUACUGGUUGUCGUACAGACCAAAAAAUUUUCAGAAAUACCAUCACUGUACAUGAUAUUGCUCAUUCUUUCGAUGAACGAUCUAUAUAUAUUAUUGAUAAUGCUAAUUCUAUACACGAGAUAAAAGAUGAUGGGGUAAUAUCUAAAUUUAAUUGGAUAAAAAAUGCAAAUAUGUAUUGCAUGGCAUUAGCAAAAGGAGUUCUAUUUUUAGUUUGUUCUGGUGGCAUUAUUUUAUCAUUACUAUGUCCAGUUCAAGAACCAAUUGAAUAUACAAGUUUCCGUAUUCAUUCUGUUGAUAUUACAAAGAUUGCUCUUUCAUAUAAUGAACAAUACUUAAUAUCUACUGGUAUAGAUGGUAGUUUGUGUAUUUGGAAACUAAUCCAUUCUGAAGGAACAGGAAAGAUUGGACAAGAAAUUACAUAUACAAAUGAAGUAUUAAUUAAUAAAAAUGACCUGCAAGAGAAAAUACAGAUGAUUAUAGACUUAAAUGUUAGAAUGAGAGAGUUGGAAACUGAACAUGCAUAUAAAAUGCGUCAGGUAGAAGUAGUACAUAAUGAUAAAGUACGGGACAUACAUCAAGUAUAUUGUGAAGCUAUUGAAGAAUUGAGGGACAAGAUAAGUAAACAACAAGAAGAUUACAAGAACGCGCUGAACACAAUAAAUGUAGAAAUACUUAAAAUGAAGGAAAAACACGAAGAAACGGUAAAACAGAUAGAAACGAAUUAUGAUGCUAAACUUAUUACAGAAUAUGAUAGAUAUUUAGCGCUUGAAAGUAUAAUGAAUACCAUGCGACAAAAUUAUGAAAAACGUUUGGAAGAAAUGGAGAAGCAUGGAACUGAAGAAUUACAAAAAGCAACAAAUAAAUACGAGGCUAUUCUUCAUGUGAAGAAAUUACAAUUGGAAGACACUCAGGAUGAAAUGCUGCAGCAGGUACGAGUACAUGAACAAAUAGUAACACAAGUAGAAGAUGAUGUUGAUAAAGAAAUAUUGGACCUAAGAACAAAUUAUGAAACAUUACUAUACAAAGAAAAAGAAUUAAAUAUACGAUUAAAAGGAGAAGCUGGAAUGAUGCGUAAUAGAUAUAUGGCGAGUUUGAAAGAUGUUGAAGAAUUGAAAAGGCAAGUGCAGCGAGUUCAGAGUGAAUAUAUAUAUUUCCAAAAAACUAUCCAAGAAUUAGAAAAAGAUAAGGAAGAUCUGAGGAAGGAAAUAAAUGAAAGAGAUAUUACUAUUCAGGAUAGAGAACGUCAAAUAUACGAAUUAAAGCGUUCGAAUCAAGAAUUGGAGAAGUUUAAAUUCGUUUUAAAUUACAAGAUUACGGAAUUGAAAAAUCAAAUAGAACCGCGAGACCACGAAAUUAAAGAGCUUAAAGAAAAAAUUCGAGAUAUGGAAACGGAACUUGUAAAUCUGCAUAAAACCACUGUCAGUUUAGAAUUGCAGUUACAUGAAUUGAGGGAAAAGUUAGGAGCCGCGAGACGUGAACUUCAAUAUGAAUUACAUAGAAAUAAAAGAUGCCAACAACUUUUAAAAAGAAUACGAGUAGAUUUGCUUGAUGCCUCAGGACUUGUGCAAGAUCCACAGGCAUUAAAGAGUGCUAUAACGAAAUUAUACCAGAAAUAUAGUUCAAGCGAUGAAUUCCUUCGUAGUCGUAAAGCAGAUUUAGACGUGCAAUGUGAGUUUAUGAAACAGAGAGAUCAUUUAGAGAGAACAAUAGCUUCCCUUAGGAAACAAGUUUUCCAAAAUAAAGGUAGCAAUGGUAAAGAUGUAGAUAAAACGGUGGAGGAAAAUAUUAUUUUGAUCACAGAAUUAAAUGCUUUAAGAGAAGAAUUGAAAGAUGCAAGAAAACAUAUACUACACAUGGAAGGUUUAUUAGGGUUAGCAACAAAAGAUAUAAAACCGUCAGAGGCGAGAAAGAAAUUGGAGCAAGCAUGCUAUGGACAUGAGCAUCUACGAAUCGAAUAUAGAUCUCAAAUGCAAGAGUGUCACAAUAUAAUAAUUGCUUUAAACGAUGAUAUGUAUAAAUUAAUAAGUAAGCUGCCUUGUGAAGAACCAGAAACUAAAAUAACUUUUUAG
Molecule: messenger RNA, 3648 nt
Organism: Eufriesea mexicana
Lineage: Eukaryota; Metazoa; Arthropoda; Insecta; Hymenoptera; Apidae
Gene: tous
Product: testes of unusual size
Exons: 4
Coding region: 1-3648 (1215 amino acids)
Molecular function (GO): protein binding
Source: RefSeq, a predicted model, not a curated record